This is a messenger RNA of Scophthalmus maximus (turbot), 1609 nucleotides long. RefSeq lists its product as uncharacterized. NCBI's taxonomy places the organism in Eukaryota, Metazoa, Chordata, Actinopteri, Pleuronectiformes, Scophthalmidae. Gene Ontology annotation, molecular function: protein binding. The coding region runs from base 108 to 1106 and encodes 332 amino acids. The transcript is spliced from 8 exons. The record is from RefSeq and is a predicted model, not a curated record.
GUCGUGCAGUUUACAAUUGGACACUACUGUAGUCGCGAGGGUUGUGUCGACUCUAAACUUUGCAGCUUUGUUGUUGUCUGUGUGUUAACGGUGUUGUUCGGCUCCUCAUGGAGAUAUUCGGGAGCGCGUUUGACGACUCUGUGUUUUUGGAGGCGAGAGCCCGAGUCCGCGUGACUCUGUCUGCGUACAAUGCCAAACUGUGUGAACCAGAGUGGUUCUGUGAGAGUGCUGCUCUCGAUACAGACGAUUCUCUGGAGAAGCAGAAAGUUCACAAGUUCAGAGGCGACUUGGCCUUGAGACAAGAGAACUAUCAGAAAGCCUUGGACGCGUACAGCUGCUGUCUGGAGUGGCUUGACGACAAAAACAUGACCAUCAAAAGAGAUGUCCUGGAGGGAAUGGCCCGAUGCUGCACAAAACUCGGACAGAGAGACAGGGCACUGGACUUGGCUGACCUACUGAGCAAAGACGCCUCCAACACCUGUCACCUGAUCAGCCUCCUGCUGCUUAAGGUGAGCAUCUACCAGCAUUUUGGAGUUGUCGGACCAAAGGUGUCGUCUCUGCAGCGGUUGUGUUGUCUGCUGCCCUUCAACCCCUGGCACUGGCUCAACCUGGGCCAGACGUGUCUGCAGCUGCUGGACAACGGUAGCACGAGAUCCUAUCCCUCUAAGAGAAAAGAAGAAGAGCAGACUGAUGGAGGGACAGAGGAGGAGGAGCAGCAGCAGGAGGAUGAGGAGGCAGCAGACAUGGAUGAAGACAGACUCCGUCUCAAAGCUUGCACUUGUUUCCUCAGGACGAGACUCCUGUUGACGAUCCUUCGGCAGCAGCAGUCCUCCUUUGUGUUGCAACGCAGUGAACGUGCCCUGCAGACGACAGACGAGGCGCUACAGCGGCUGAACCCCAAAGAAUCAACGCUGCACACGCUCACUGAGGUGAUGUCAGAGGACCUGGUUCCAGAGAAGAUGAGGGAAGACUACCAGGACGGGGAGAGUCUGGCCAGUGUGUGUGUGCAGAGUUUCAGAGAGCGCUGGUGGAACAAGAUCUUACACACCGGCGUGUCAGAGACUGACGGAGAUCUGUGUCGGACAAUGCCGGACACAACGUCCUGAUGUAGAAUGUUUACCGAGGGGACUGGAGAACCUGCUUCAGCCACCGGACAGAUCCCAUCAAAUGACAACAGACAGAAGGAAUGAACUGAAAGACAGAUCCUGGGCCUCAACCAUAUCAAAAAUACAUCUCUGUACCUCUGUAAGUCACUACUACAGUUCUAAUGUUAACUUUAAAUGCUGAAAAUAACCACAAAAAAACACGUUGAAAUGUAUAAAUCACAUUUACGACGUAACAUGUUGAUUCGUGUAAACAACCCAGACGUACAUGAAUGUUUCAUCCACUUCAUACUGGCGAAACAUAAUUUAUAGCAGUGAUUCUAUUCGGCUUUGAAAUAGGAAACAAAGUGAGACAUUUUAAUGUAUUUUUUUAAGUCUAAAAUGCAGCUGAAGCCAUAUGUCCAUAAAACAUUAAAGUGUUAGAAUUGUAUUUUUUUGCAGCUGAAAUUUUUUACAGCAUAAAGCAGUCAUCAUAUUUACAUGGACAAUAAAAAAGUCCUGACAAA